Messenger RNA from Nothobranchius furzeri (turquoise killifish), 2731 nucleotides. It is a transcript of the gene poldip2, whose product is annotated as polymerase (DNA-directed), delta interacting protein 2. NCBI's taxonomy places the organism in Eukaryota, Metazoa, Chordata, Actinopteri, Cyprinodontiformes, Nothobranchiidae. Gene Ontology annotation, molecular function: DNA binding. Gene Ontology annotation, biological process: error-free translesion synthesis. Gene Ontology annotation, cellular component: nucleus; mitochondrial nucleoid. The record is from RefSeq and is a predicted model, not a curated record.
AUCGAGGCCCACUGCGUCACGUGGUUCCGGUGGAGCCUAGACAAGGCAGAAAGUACAGGGAAAGAUGGCGGCCUGUGCCUUACGGCGAACCUUCCUGAGCAGUGUCAGCAACUACAGCAAGAAACACACACAGAGAAUACUGAGUGUGACGGACACCUGUAGCGGGUUUGAGGCGUAUAAAAAGCGGUUACAGUGCCGAGCCUGCGGGCUACAGCAGAGCCAGAAGCGGUUUAUGUCGUCACGGAACAGGCCCGAAGGAAAGAUUUUGGAGACUGUUGGAGUGUUUGAGACCGUAAAGCAGCACGGCAAAUACGAGACAGGACAGCUGUUUCUUCACAGCGUAUUUGGCUACAGGGGCAUUGUCCUGUUUCCUUGGCACGCCCGCCUCUAUGACCGAGACAUCACCCCUCCCGUGUCCGACAGCAAGCCCGAUCCCCCCGGAGCCCACGGCUCCAAAGAGGUGAAGGGGAAGACUCACACCUACUACCAGGUCCUCAUCGACACCAGAGACUGCCCUCACAUAUCUCAGAGGUCUCAGACUGAAGCAGUGACGUUUCUAGCCAACCAUGAUGACAGCAGAGCUCUGUACGCCAUUCCAGGUCUGGACUAUGUGAGCCAUGAGGACAUCUUGCCCUAUAACUCUACAGAGCAGAUCCCAAUCCAGCAUGAACUGUUUGAGCGCUUCCUCAUGUACAACCCAACAAAAUCCCCUCCGUUCACCGCCAGAGACACCCUGAAGGCGUGGCAGGAGAAGAACCACCCCUGGUUGGAGCUGUCUGAUGUUCACAGAGAGACCACCGAGAACAUCCGAGUCACCGUAAUUCCCUUCUACAUGGGAAUGAGGGAGGCCCAGAACUCCCACGUCUAUUGGUGGCGCUACUGUAUCCGUCUGGAGAACCUGGGCAAUGAGGUGGUUCAGCUGAGAGAACGGCACUGGAGGAUCUUCAGCCUGUCGGGAACCCUGGAGACGGUCCGAGGACGAGGCGUUGUAGGCAGGGAGCCAGUGUUAUCUAAAGAGCAACCAGCCUUCCAGUACAGCAGCCAUGUGUCUCUGCAAGCCCCCAGUGGUCAUAUGUGGGGGACUUUUCGUAUUGAACGAACUGAUGGCUCCCACUUUGAUGUCCGGAUUCCUCCUUUUUCCUUGGAGAGCAACAAAGACGACAAAGCGCCCCCUGCUGCUUACACAUUCUGAGAGGAUUCAGACAUCUCGCUGGCCCUGCCUGCUAAUCUGCUGCUGUCCUCGGUCUCUAACCCUGCCACAGCAUCUGUUCAGGUUACGGGGAACCAUCAAAGAAACCCUCCUUUAGUCUGUCAGGAAGCCCCAGCAGCAGCAGGAGUGUGUGAUUGAUUAACCGACAGUGUAGAAACUGGCUCUGCUGUUCUGUGCAUUCUCACCAUUCAUUUGAAGCCAUCUAACAAACCCAUGCUGGCGAGUUGACGCGUGUGUCUGACGCGCAGGUACCGGCAUAUCGAGCAGGUUGUUUUUAACUUGUGUUUCAGGUCGAGGCUUCGCGUCAUUCAGAAAGGCGUUUAUUCACCGGUCCCCGUUUGAAAACCAGCUCUGUCUUUACAGAGCUUUAGGGGUUUGUUAUUUAAUGUCAGGAGUUCUGCUCUGCAUCUGUUUGUUCUGUUUUUGUCAUUCAUUAUUGGUAUGAAAUUACAGCUGAGACACUUUGUAUAAGUUUUAGACUUUUUACAACAGAGAGUCGACAGUGGAACACACCGGACAUCAGUAUACGCCAUCAGUAAACACUAAUUCUGCUUCAGUCACGGACUCGGGAGCAAAAGUGUGUGACGGAAGCUAAAAUCCCCAGUUUCAUCAUGAUGAAUUAUUCUGAUCUGACCAAACCCAGACGCUAUGCAAACACACAGCGUGUUUGCUUUGAUGCGUUGGAGGUUUAAGAGAAAGAUGAGCUCUAGUUACUGCCUGGAAAUCCACAUUAGCCUGUAAUAACUUGGACAGAGGAAGGACUUGUGUGUCGCUGUUUCCUUCAGCCUGCAACACAUUUGUUCUGUUAGGUAUUAAUGGUAGCAACAGUUACAAAGGCCAUCAGACCUCGUAGAUGGUGGAUCACCGAACUGUGUUAGACCCUUUGUGAAGCCAUGAGAGGAUCAAAAAGGUGUUCCAGACCUUUGGAUGUGUGUUUCUGUGGAAAAGGGGAAUGUUUGACCUGGUUCUGAUGGCCUGUCUUUGAGAAACCGUCAUCAUUACUGAAAGGAUAGAUGAGCUAACGGCUAGUCUGAUACAGUGCUGCUUUGGGUAAGUGUUAGGAACCUGGGUCUGGAAAAUUACCAUUUAUCUCUGGUCAUUAUUUCAUAAUUCUGCUGAAAUAACCAUGAAUUAGGAAAUUAGUAAGGGCUUCACUUCUAUAAAGAUUAUUUUUAUUACUAUUUACAAAAAAAGAUGUCCACUGUGACUCACUGUUGAGAGCCAGCUAGUCUCCAGAAUCCAGCGUUGACAGCCAGGAGAGGAUGGUCCUGGUCCUGCGGCGGCUUCAGGGGAGUCUUCAGACUGAAUUACAAGCCAAGCUAGCAUGUGUCACAGAGAUGAGGCACGUUCACCUGUAACUCUUAUUUAUCUGUGCAGAGACCGCCAUGUGAGCCAAACACUUCUCCCCAAGUGAAGACGCUAAUGUUGCUCUAGGGAGUGGUUUAAGGAGCUAUGAUGUUUGAAAUACUGUAAAUAGAGAUGUAAUUAAAGCUGGAAGGAUUAAAACUCUACAAAAACGGA